Messenger RNA from Polistes dominula (European paper wasp), 1491 nucleotides. RefSeq lists its product as uncharacterized. Gene Ontology annotation, biological process: regulation of transcription by RNA polymerase II. Lineage: Eukaryota; Metazoa; Arthropoda; Insecta; Hymenoptera; Vespidae. Gene Ontology annotation, molecular function: protein binding; DNA binding. The record is from RefSeq and is a predicted model, not a curated record. Gene Ontology annotation, cellular component: nucleus.
CUCUGAAGAAAUAUACAUAUCACUCAACCAUAUAUAACGCAGUGGUCAACGUGUUAAGGUGUUCCAAAAAAAAAAACAAAUCAUCAUAUUUGAACUAACGGCUAUUGGUUAAAACGUCAAAUAGAAAUGGCGAAUGCACAACCUCAGCAUUAUAAUAUUCGUUGGAACAACUACCAUUCAAAUUUGGUAGCAGUAUUCGACGAAUUUUUAAUAAAUGCAUCAUUCGCCGAUGUUACUCUAUUUUUGGAUGAUGGCCGAUGCUUGAAAUGUCACAAAGUGGUCCUAGCAGCCUGUUCUAAUUACUUUCAAGAUAUAUUUUUCAAAGAACCACAUAAACAUAUAGUAGUGGCACUGAAAGAUGUGAAAUAUGGUGAAAUUAAAAGUAUAUUGGAGUUCAUGUAUCGUGGUGAGAUACACGUGGCCCAUGAUCAAUUAUCAAAUUUAUUGAGAGUUGCUAAAUCUUUUCAAGUCAAGGGUUUACACGACAUCAACGAUUUUCAAAAUUUGCUAAUACCAAGAGAUUAUGCCACCAAUGCAGAGACUUCGGUGUCACCGCCAUAUUCUUCUCCACCAUUGUCACAACAACCAAUAUCCAACAUAACCAGCAGUAUCCCCCAUAACAAUAGACCAUCACCGCCACAUUCCACUGAAUUGGAUGCCACUUCGCAAGGACUUAUGAAAAGAUUGGAUCGUUAUAUACACUCUGGAGGAAUAUUCGAGUCAAGAACCUCAAAGUUUCUCCCUGGUCUACAGAAACCUGAAUGGAAACGUUACAAACAAUAUACUCGGGAGGACAUAAGCAAUGCAAUUGAAUCAGUUAAAUCAGGAACGAGUGCAUUGCAAGCAGCAAGAAUAUGGGGUGUCCCAUCACGAACACUUUACGACAAGGUAAAAAAAUUAGGAAUCACGAAUAAUCGGUCAUCAAAACGUAAUGCAGGCAGAUCAUCAAGUAGUGCAGAGUAUUCUUGUAAUUAUGGUGAAAAUUCGAAUUAUCCUACUAACAGUAGUUACGUAUCGGAAUGUGACGAUGAAACCGACAAUAGUCACAAUCAUCACGAGAAUAAUACUUCGAUGAUACAACAACCAGAGACUAGUAGUUAUUCUUCCCAUAUUACGGUAAAAAAUGAAUCGAACAAAUUAAAUAGGGAUAAUAGUAAUGAUCAAAAUAAUCUACACGAAGAUUCACUUAUGAUUAAAGAAGAAAAUGACGAACAAUAUUCUAAUUACGAUGAUGAAAUACAAGAUUUAUCAAUGCAUUCCAAAAAUAAUAAAACAAUAGCGACGUCUAACAUCAAUAAUAAAGAUUCAGAUAAUAUGAAUCAUAGCUAAUAAUAAUUGAUAUUUAACAUGUUAAACGCGAAUAACAAAUGAUGUUACGAGAAUUAUUGUUCAACAAAAAAGCAUCAAGAUAGUCAAAACAUAUCUCAUCGUGACGAGUUGUUCAGUUAAAGAUUAUAAACGAAACAUAUAACACAUAAUAUAUAUUGCAGU